AUGAAGCUGUCCAGCGUCAUCCCUUGGGCCCUGCUGCUCAGUACAGCCACAUCGGAUUCAACUGACAGGCUUCCCUUUAAAGAUAAAAAUUUGUGUGGGGACCUUUAUGAAGAGGAAUAUGGCGUGAUCUACCCCGAUCUGGGACUGCAUACGGAAUGCCUCUGGACCAUCAAGAUGGACCCAGGUUACAAAAUUGUUUUGGCAGUACAUGAUCUCGACCUCAACUGUGAUAAAGAGUCUUUCGAGAUUAUAGAUGGGCCACCAGAAUCUUCUAGCUCACGGAAGUUUUGUGACAAGCCAUAUUUGGAAUACGCAUCUUGUACCAAUACCAUGAUCGUCAAGUACACAAGAAUGCCCAACCACCCAGUCCCUAACUUCGUAUUAACUUUCCGUCGCGUGUUGUAA
Budorcas taxicolor (takin) is the source of this 405-nucleotide messenger RNA. Its product is annotated as spermadhesin Z13-like. The transcript has 4 exons. The record is from RefSeq and is a predicted model, not a curated record. NCBI's taxonomy places the organism in Eukaryota, Metazoa, Chordata, Mammalia, Artiodactyla, Bovidae. Bases 1 to 405 code for a protein of 134 amino acids. Gene Ontology annotation, biological process: single fertilization.